Cygnus atratus (black swan) is the source of this 819-nucleotide messenger RNA. It is a transcript of the gene BTLA, whose product is annotated as B and T lymphocyte associated. The record is from RefSeq and is a predicted model, not a curated record. Bases 40 to 819 code for a protein of 259 amino acids. The transcript is spliced from 5 exons. Gene Ontology annotation, biological process: immune response-regulating cell surface receptor signaling pathway. Gene Ontology annotation, molecular function: signaling receptor activity. Gene Ontology annotation, cellular component: plasma membrane. NCBI's taxonomy places the organism in Eukaryota, Metazoa, Chordata, Aves, Anseriformes, Anatidae.
ACGUUGAUAAAAAAUAUCUUACUCUACAUCCUUCUAGUAAUGCUGGCUCAAAGCAACUAUCAAGUUUACGGAUUUGAUGCCAGUGAUUGUCCAGUAGAAAUUCAAGUUCAAAGAAACUCUGAAUACAUAGCUAAUAUUGGUAACUCCUUGAUCAUAUACUGUCCAGUCCGUUACUGCAAGGAAAGGCCCUUCAUCCAGUGGUGCAAGAUAGAGGCGCAUGGAUGCGUGCUGCUGGAUGACAGCAAAGCAGAAUGGAAUUCCACUGUGUUUACUCUGAAGUUUUUUGCCAUUCACCAGAAUGAUAGCGGGAUGUAUCGCUGUCAAGCAGCAAUGGGCAACUUUUUAAGCAAGAGCAACGAAAUAAAGGUUAUUGUUGAAGAAAAGUCUGAGAACAUUAUCACAACUUCAUCAGAAAAUACCACUAGUAUCUCAGAAGAGUCCCAGGAACCUGGAAAAAACAAGAUAUUGCACAUUAUUUAUUCUUCAGUAUCCGUCAGAAGUCCAGCAGCUGUUCCAUCCCACACUGCUGGGACAACUCAAGCUUCAGAUGAAAGCUCUUUGCUUUACCACUCCACGGCUAGUCCACAGCAGCUCUUGCAUGCCAACACAAUUUAUGACAACGAUGUUCCUCACUGGAAUGCUAAGAGGACAGCAUCUAAUGCACCUAAUGAUCCUUCCUUCCCAGCUUCACCUGAAAGCCCAGAUGUCCUCAUAUAUGCUACACUAAAUCAUUCUGCUUCUGCAGAAAAAUGCCAGAGAAGGGAACUGUCUGUAGAAAAUGAAUUUACAGAAUAUGCCUCCAUUAAUGUAAAUAAAUAA